AUGUGCUUAGUUCUUCCAGAAGAAGAGAGAGACUAUGUCCGCAGUCUCAUAGUACAAGCCAUUACAGCUGGAUAUCGCUUAAUCGAUACAUCUAAAAUCUAUGCAACUGAGGACCUUGUUGGAGAAGCCAUCAAGGAGUCUGGUGUGUCUCGGUCUGACAUUACUGUUGUGACGAAGCUAUCUUGUGAUGAUCACCAUGAUGUGCGCGCAGCCUUUGAGAGAUCACGGCGCAUGCUCGAUACCUACAUUGAUAUCUAUAUCAUGCAUUGGCCGCAAGGCUAUACGAAAGAUGUGUCACGCCCAUUGGCGCCUGAUGAGAGUCCGACCUAUAUAGAGGUCUACAAGGAAAUGGAAAAGCUAGUGGGUCCUGAUUGCAGAGCUAUUGGUGUCGGCAACCUCACACAGAAGACAUUGGACAUCUUGCUCAAGGAAACUGAAAUCCGGCCUGUGGUCAAUGAAAUCGAGAUCCAUCCCCGGAAUCCCAAUACAAAAUUAGUCCCAUAUUGUCUGGAAAGAGGGAUUCGUCCAAUCGCAUGGGGGCUGGCCGAGAAUAGACGCCUCGCAAAACUAACCGACGGGGAGAUCCAGGCGAUAAACUCUUUGCAUGAGGAAAUUGGGAGAACGUGGCUUAUCGAUUUUGUGCCCCCGGUCUGGAUGGAGGUACCAGGGAAGGGGAAGACGAUUAUGGGAUGGACAGUACAGGAGCUUGGCUGGGUAGAUGACAGGGGAGAAUGCUUGGUUUAA
This is a messenger RNA of Aspergillus pseudonomiae, 744 nucleotides long. RefSeq names its product aldo/keto reductase family protein. Bases 1 to 744 code for a protein of 247 amino acids. Gene Ontology annotation, cellular component: cytosol. The record is from RefSeq and is a predicted model, not a curated record. NCBI's taxonomy places the organism in Eukaryota, Fungi, Ascomycota, Eurotiomycetes, Eurotiales, Aspergillaceae. The transcript has 3 exons. Gene Ontology annotation, molecular function: aldose reductase (NADPH) activity.